Molecule: messenger RNA, 830 nt
Organism: Diatraea saccharalis (sugarcane borer)
Lineage: Eukaryota; Metazoa; Arthropoda; Insecta; Lepidoptera; Crambidae
Source: the annotation of a GenBank genome assembly
UCUGACAUUGUCCCGCGCACGAUCCUACAUGAACAACAACGAUUGCUUAGUUCCUUCGCCUGUCCCAUGGACGAAUUAUAAUACUACUACUACUACUGAACAACAACGGAACACAAAUUACGUAUCUACGUAAUUUGUGUUUUUUCUUUAUUUUUUUGUUUAUGUAAAAAUAUGUUUAGCGCUAUUUUUUGGAUAUUCCUAGCAAUCUAGCAUUAAGAUGUCUUCUAACAUUUACCUUACGUAUCGAGUUGGCAACACUAAUUGUUAAUCUGUGAUGUUUUUAUUAGCGAGGGUGCUGAGUGAAAUCAAGUGAAAUUGAUGUUUUGAGUUUUGCAUUUUGCCGAACCAGCAUUAGUAUAAACUACGAUAAGUUGAGGUUAUUUAUAAAUAACUAAUAGUAUUUGUGUUUCAAUAUUCUUCACGAUGCUGAUUAAAGUCAAGACUCUUACUGGAAAGGAAAUAGAAAUCGAUAUAGAACCAACUGAUAAAGUAGAAAGGAUUAAAGAGCGAGUGGAAGAAAAAGAAGGAAUACCUCCACAACAACAAAGGCUUAUAUUUUCAGGAAAACAAAUGAAUGAUGAGAAGACUGCACAAGAUUACAAAGUACAAGGCGGUUCUGUACUCCACUUGGUGUUAGCGUUGCGAGGAGGAGAAUGAUCUGUCAUGUGAUAAUAUGCUUUUCAAUAUUUAUAACUUAUUAUUAAAUUUUUUCUUAUUGUAUAAAGUUGGCAUGAUGCUAAUACUGUAGCAGUGUGUUUUUGUUAUUUUGCAAUAUCACUGGAAAGUAAGUUUUCUUUCAAAACAUGGUAUUAUGUGGGACUGAAACUAGC